Myotis brandtii (Brandt's bat) is the source of this 2012-nucleotide messenger RNA. It is a transcript of the gene ARSF, whose product is annotated as arylsulfatase F. Gene Ontology annotation, molecular function: arylsulfatase activity. The coding region runs from base 344 to 1990 and encodes 548 amino acids. The transcript is spliced from 9 exons. Lineage: Eukaryota; Metazoa; Chordata; Mammalia; Chiroptera; Vespertilionidae. The record is from RefSeq and is a predicted model, not a curated record.
UUCUUCUUGAGAUUAUGUGCUCACGAGGCCUGUCUGAGGUUACAUUUAGGGACGCAGCCAAGUAACUCACACCCCAAAAAGGAGCUGGAUGGCCCCAGAACUUGGCACAGCUCAAGCUCAUCCUUAAUGGGCCAAGAGAUACAAGUAAUUGAGAGCUUGGGGUUUAUGCCAUGAGAAUGUCAGAAAACCAGUUUUUAAUUGAUGGAAGUAGAGAUAGAAUCCACAAAUUAAGGGAGCAUUUCCAAACGGGAGCUGACUUAAGCAACCCAAAGAUGACACACUUUUCUUUCCAGGAGCUUCGAUCUUCGGCCAAAGAAAAUAAGAAGGUACUCAGAUCUCCAAGAUGACGCUCAGGAGGCGCUGGGCGUCCCUGUCUUGGAUGUGGUUACUCCUCACCGUGGGCCAGUCGCAAAGGGCGGACGAUGACAAGCCUAAUAUCGUCCUGAUAAUGGCAGACGACCUUGGGAUUGGAGACCUGGGCUGCUAUGGAAACGACACCAUCAGGACCCCCAACAUCGACAGCUUAGCCAGAGAAGGUGUCCAGCUGACCCAGAACAUCGCUGCCGCCUCCCUGUGCACCCCAAGCCGGUCCGCUUUCCUCACGGGAAGGUACCCGAUCCGAUCAGGAAUGGUUUCCGAUGGAAACGACCGUGUCAUCCUCUCCCUCGGGGCCCCUGUUGGACUCCCGCGUAACGAAACCACAUUUGCACACCUGGUCAAGGAGCAAGGAUACAGCACGGCAAUCAUCGGGAAAUGGCAUCAGGGCUUAAACUGCAAUUUCCGAAAUGACUACUGCCGCCACCCGUCUCACUAUGGGUUUGAUUACUUCUACGGCAUGCCAUACAGUCUGUAUGACACGUGCUGGCCCGACCCUUCCCGGGACGCGGAAUUAGCCAUCAGCGGCCGACUCUGGAUCUGUGUGCAGCUGGUCGCCAUGGCUGCGCUCACUCUCGCUCUCGGGAAACUCAGGCGCGUGCUCUGCGUUCCCUGGGCCCUCAUCCUCUCCCUGGUCCUAUUCAUCCUUCUCCUGGGCCACUUCUGGUUAGACAGUUACCAGUCGACCCUGUACUGGAAUUGCCUCCUCAUGAGGGAGCAAGAAAUUACCGAGCAGCCCAUGAAGGCGGAAAGAGCUGGGUCCAUCAUGGUGAAGGAGGCGAUUUCGUUUUUAGAAAGGUCCUUUUUUAUUGUUUCAGGCAAACUCCUUGCUGCCAUUGAUGAUUUGGGGCUGAGGAAUCACACGCUUGUCUACUUCACGUCAGACCACGGGGGACAUUUGGAGGCCAGGCUGGGCCACGCCCAACUGGGUGGAUAUAAUGGGAUAUUCAAAGGAGGCAAAGGCACGGCCGGUUGGGAAGGCGGGAUCCGGGUGCCCGGACUUUUCCGAUGGCCCGGAAAAUUGCCCGCCGGAAACGUCAUUGAUGAACCUACCAGCUUGAUGGAUAUCUUGCCAACGGUAGCGGCGUUGACCGGAGGCAUCGUCCCUCAGGACAGGGUGAUUGACGGCCGAAACCUCAUGCCAUUGCUUCAGGGCCAGGUCCAGCGUUCAGAGCACGAGUUCCUGUUUCAUUACUGCAGUAGGUUCCUCCACGCCGCCCGUUGGCGCCCGAAGGACAGCGAUGCCAUGUGGAAGGUUCACUACGUCACCCCCAUCUUCCAGCCGCCGGGAGCUCAGGCCUGCUACGAGACCACCUACUGCCAAUGUAUCGGGGACAACGUCACCUACCAUGACCCUCCCCUGCUGUUCGACCUCUCCCAGGACCCCUCGGAGUCCACCCCGCUGACCAAGGACACGGAGCCGCUCUAUGACCUGGUCAUCCACACGGUGGCCGACGCCGUCAAGGAACACAGGAAGACCAUCACCCAGGUCCAGCCGCAGCUUGGGCCGGACCGGAACCGGCAAUUCGUGUGGUUGAUGAGCUGCUGUGGGGUGUUUCCGUUCUGCUUUUGUGACAAAGAGGGUGAGGGAUCAACCAGGCAAGCGGCCAUUUGAUUGACAGCAGGCCGCCAAAGGC